AUGCCUGGAAAAGUCAAUCUCUCAAAGCUUGACUCUGGAACUUUUUAUUCCUUCCACAAUAAUAAGAGCAAGACUGGGCCAGAGGUCGACAUCCAUCACCAGUACUGGAACCAAACUGUCGGGUCAACGCUAAAGAGGUUCCUGGCCAGUGCUGGGUAUGACUCCGAAAGUCAAUACCGCAUCCUCGACCAGUUCUCCAACCUUGUCGCCCCAUCUCUCGGGUCAUCGCCCGUGCGGGGAGAGCCAAAAUGGAAGAGCUUCAUGACAGACAACAAUUGCCCAGUGGAGCUGAGCUGGGACUUCCAUACUGGCAGUAGUCAGCCAACAAUACGAUAUUCUAUCGAGCCCAUUGGUCUUGAGGCAGGGACAGCUGCAGACCUGCACAACGAAGAAGCUGCGGCAAAGUUCGUAAGACGAGCAACCCAGGUAUUCCCUGAUAUAGAUACAGCCAUCUUCAGCCACUUUUAUCAGUACUUCAAUGGGCAAUGGAACGCUGAUAGGCCAGAGGGUCAUCAAAGCACCAUGUUCUGGGCAUUUGACUUGAAAGAAUCCAUUACUACGAACAAGGCCUACUUCUUCCCGGGUCUUGUCGCCCACGCCAUGGGCAAGUCAACGCUUGAAGUUGUAGCAGAUUCCAUCACCUCUGCUCCGGGAUGUCGCCCCGAGAAUAUCAGCUCUUUCGCCAGCUUUGCUAAAUUCAUCCAUGAGCGUCAGCACCUGGGUCUCGAGAUGGACAUGUUGGCAUUGGACUUAGUUCCCGUCGAGAAUUCAAGACUGAAGAUCUACUUUAGAGACAGGCGAACGGAUUUCCGAUCAGUCACAGAGAUUAUGUCACUGGGAGGCAGGAUACAUGGCGAAGAGUUUGAAGUUGGGAUGAGGAAUUUGAGGAAACUCUGGGGCGCAUUAUUGGGGAUGACCGGAGUGCCUGAGGAUAUUCCCCUCCCACACAAGAACCAUCGAACCGCAGGUAUUCUCUACAACGUCGAGUUUCGUAGGAACAGCAGGACACCAAAGGUCAAGAUUUAUAUACCUGUCCGGCACUAUGCGGAAAGUGACUCGCAGAUCCUCGAGGCCUUGGGAUGCUUCUUGGAAGGCCAAAUAAGCAAGCUACCAGAUGUUGUGAUCAAUUCGGUUUGGACAAAAAGGUAUUCAGAGUGCUUAUACAGUAUUUUCGGAGAGGAGAGGCUAUUGAAUGGUUUAGGCGUUCACACGUACGUUGGCUGCUCAAUGCAGAGCGAGGGCGACCUUCGUGUUGUUGCUUAUGUUAACCCUCAGCAAUAA
Messenger RNA from Fusarium fujikuroi IMI 58289, 1281 nucleotides. RefSeq lists its product as uncharacterized. Gene Ontology annotation, biological process: alkaloid metabolic process. The transcript is spliced from 2 exons. Lineage: Eukaryota; Fungi; Ascomycota; Sordariomycetes; Hypocreales; Nectriaceae. Gene Ontology annotation, molecular function: transferase activity, transferring alkyl or aryl (other than methyl) groups. The record is from RefSeq and is a predicted model, not a curated record. The coding region runs from base 1 to 1281 and encodes 426 amino acids.